Molecule: messenger RNA, 737 nt
Organism: Drosophila kikkawai
Lineage: Eukaryota; Metazoa; Arthropoda; Insecta; Diptera; Drosophilidae
Product: cuticle protein 16.5
Biological process (GO): positive regulation of transcription by RNA polymerase II
Cellular component (GO): RNA polymerase II transcription regulator complex
Molecular function (GO): transcription coactivator activity
Source: RefSeq, a predicted model, not a curated record
CAAGCUCAUCCAGCUCAGUCAAAGCCGCCACCCCCAAGAAACCAUUUAAAAUGAAAUUCCUCAUUGUGUUCGCCCUGAUCGCCUGCGCGGCCGCCGAUGUUAGCCACCUGACCAAGUACCUGCCCCCCAGCAAUGAGUAUCUGCCUCCUGUCCAGAAUACCUACUCUGCUCCCUCGGUGAGCUACUCUGCCCCCGUCCAGAGCUACUCCGCCCCCGUCCAGAGCUAUUCUGCUCCCUCGGUCAGCUACUCCGCCCCUGCUGUCCAGCAGACGUACUCCGCCCCUGCUGUCCAGCAGAGCUAUGUGGCUCCCAGCAACGAGUACCUGCCACCCGUCCAGCAGACCUACUCCGCCCCUGUGGCCCAGAGGACUUACUCGGCUCCAUCGGUUAGCUACUCCGCUCCCGUCCAGAGCUACUCUGCUCCUUCGGUCAGCUACUCCGCUCCUGUCCAGCAAUCGUACUCGGCUCCCUCUGUCAGCUACUCCGCUCCCGUCCAGAGCUACUCGGCUCCCAUCCAGCAAACCUAUGCUGCUCCCUCGGUGAGCUACUCUGCUCCCAUCCAGCAGACUUACUCCGCCCCCUCCGUGGAUGUGGGCACCCAGUACGCCUCCAACGGCGGCUAUGUCUACAGGAAGUAAGGGGUAUCAGCAACUGAUCCAGUGUAAAUAACAAGGAAACUGCCUUAAUGUUUUAAUAUAUUUUUUUUGUAUUGUAAACUUUGUAAACAACGAAAAGUA